GUAAUAAUAUCAAUCGCGCGUUGAAUAGGAAUACAUUCUCCGUGCUCGCGAUGCACUUCGUGCAUCUUUCUUCGGCACUUCUUGCCCACACUACGCGUACUCGAUAUCUUCGGGCGGUCUGUAACCUAUGAAAUGAACAAAGACCCUGAUGACCAACAUAAUCCACUUGAUAAUGCUAAGCCCCGAACCCCCAACAGCGCAACUGAUAACUCCCCUUACAAAACAAACACACAUGACGUCAACUCGCUCGCACUCGUGGCUUGUAAAUCCAGAUAGGGUUCCUUCUUUCACUUCAGCAGCAUAUUAAGUUUUCCUUCUAGUACAAAUAUUUAAAAAAGCCAUAUAAUAAAUAACUUAUUAACCUCUCGCGCUCGGUUAAUAAUUAGAUUGGAAGCAAGAUUUCAGGACUUUUUAAAUAUUUUUUGGGUAACUUCUGCGCUUCAGUAAAGCAAAACAAAAAAUGGAAAAAUAAGAAAUGAGUAAUUAAACGCAAAACUAGAUUUCAAAACAAGUCCCAAGGGGGUAAAUAUGUGCGAUUUCCAGAUGGAAAUCUACUACAUAGAAGGGUCGAUACAUACUUGAAGGAUGUCCUUAGGAGCAUUUUUAUCAUGGUGAAUUUAAAACGUAAUACAAAAAUGGAAAAGUAGAACUAGUUUUGCUACAAACCGUGCUUUUUUGCAGUUAUAAUUGGCAAACUAUAUUAUUUUCCUGUCUUUGAUUAUCUAAAGUUAAUUGUAUCAUCUCCCAGCGUGGUUUCUUUACACAGAAGAUGGAUCCCAUUAGGUGAAUCACUUUACUCAUGACAUACGAAGACACAGAGCUAAGAGACAUGCUUCUCUUCCUUUGCGUUGUCGUUUUCCCUCUAACAUCGGCCAUUCAGAAAACAAGGAACUCCAUGUUUGGCCACUCGCUCCUUGCAUCUCCCUACGACGAGACGGGUGUUGGAGAGCUUUGGGAAUGCUACAAACUCUGCUAUGACGACAAAGAAAACUGCGCCAGCAUCAAUUACGACAUGAAAAAAAGGAGAUGCAAACGUAUGAAGUUUUCACACAUAAACCUGCCUCGCAAACUCGUGAAAAUGGACAACUCUGUUUACGCGGAUAUAAGAGAUGGUUGUGCCAACAAACCCCAUCCUCUGGGGAUGGAAGAUGGCAGUAUUCCAGACUCAAGUAUCACGGCUUCAUCAACUUGGCACUGUGGGGAAAACAAUAUCCCACUCAGGGGCUUGAGGGAUAGUGACCCCACUAAUGCUGCCCUAGCUGGUAAUUUCCAGGCACUGCUUGAAUUCCAGGUAGAUAGUGGUGACCAAAUACUGGAGCAGCACCUAGAAAAUGCACCAAGAAAUGCCACAUACAUUUCAAAGACCAUCCAGAAUCAAAUGAUAUCAACUGUUGGUGCUCAUAUUUUAAAUAAUUUAUCUCAAGAAAUGAGAGAUAGUAAAUAUUUUUCUGUAAUGGCAGAUGAAGCGGCUGAUAUAGCAAACAAAGAAAAUAUUUCUGUUGUGAUUAGAUUUCUCGACUCAACCAAAAACUUCAGAGAAGAAUUUAUUGGAAUGUAUAUUUGUAAGGAGGGAACAACAGGAGAGCCCAUCAAAGACCUUAUAACUGCAGCUGUAGUAGACUUAGGAUUGAUGAUGGAAGACUGUCGUGGCCAAUGUUAUGAUGGCGCUGGCAAUAUGGCUGGACAACUUAAUGGAGCCUCCUCGUUAAUCAGAGCAGAACAUGAGAAGGCAAUUUUUGUCCAUUGCAUGAAUCACCAGCUGAAUUUGUGUAUUGCCAAUACCUGCCAAAUACCAAAUGUCAGAAACAUGAUGGAUGUUGUGCGAAAGCUUUUUUAAUUUUUUGACAACUCUCCCAAGCGACAAGAACAUUUAGAAUUCAAGAUCAUAGAACUUUUG
Messenger RNA from Nematostella vectensis (starlet sea anemone), 1897 nucleotides. Its product is annotated as 52 kDa repressor of the inhibitor of the protein kinase-like. The record is from RefSeq and is a predicted model, not a curated record. The transcript is spliced from 3 exons. Bases 800 to 1837 code for a protein of 345 amino acids. NCBI's taxonomy places the organism in Eukaryota, Metazoa, Cnidaria, Anthozoa, Actiniaria, Edwardsiidae.